This is a messenger RNA of Zychaea mexicana, 1899 nucleotides long. RefSeq names its product Fungalysin metallopeptidase-domain-containing protein. The coding region runs from base 1 to 1899 and encodes 632 amino acids. The transcript is spliced from 6 exons. Gene Ontology annotation, molecular function: metalloendopeptidase activity; zinc ion binding. Lineage: Eukaryota; Fungi; Mucoromycota; Mucoromycetes; Mucorales; Lichtheimiaceae. The record is from RefSeq and is a predicted model, not a curated record.
AUGGCCACCUCGCUAGCUUCUGCCAAGCUGGCGCAAGGAUCGGAUUAUUAUGUCCAGACCCAUUACACAAGCGACAUGAGCGGUGCUUCACAUGUGUUCCUGCGUCAAAAAGUGAACGGCCUGGAAGUGCUCAACGGCCGUAUGAAUAUCAAUUUGGACAAGAAUAACCAGGUGGUGUCGUAUGGCAAUUCCUUUGUUCGUCCAAUUGAACGAUCCUGGUAUCUUGACCAAUACCGAUUUAUUAAUACGCCUGCCGUAGUUUCCCCUGAAGAAGCUAUCGGAUCGCUUUUGGCAAGUGUGCGUCUGCGCCUUCCGGAUCCCACGGUUACAGUCAACCCAUCAACAUUUAUUCCCAUGGCAACGUUGAUGCCAUCUAGCAAAGAUAAAGACAGUGGUGCUGCCGCAACGCUGCUAUACGAGCAUGUACCCUUUGCACUAUCGCCAGUGCAGGUACGCAAAGCAUAUAUGCAGCUCGAAUCGGGCCACCUGGCUCAGGUAUGGGAUGUGGAGAUUGAAAUGGCGGACCACUGGUACAAUGCUCAAGUGAAUGCACACGACGGCACGCUGGUCGGCCUUGUGGACUGGGUGGCCGAUGUAUCAGAUGUGUACUACAACGUGAUUCCCUUUGGCUUCAAUGAUCCGUCAGCAGUCGAUCAAGUCCUGGUCCAUAACCCAUAUGACGAGUUUGCCAGCCCAGAGGGAUGGCAUGCACAAGGCACUUUGGAGAGCGGUCAUGCGCUGAUCUUUAAUGUUACCAUUGGCAAUAAUGCGUAUGCGCAUACGAAUCCUGAUGGCGGAUAUAGCUGGGAGCAGAAUUAUAGGCCGAGUGGCACAAUUGGAGAUACGGGUGAUAUUACGUUUGAUUAUAAGGCUGAUUUCCAUGACCAAGAACCCGAUGAAUAUGAGGAUGCUGCGGUGACAAACUUAUUUUAUUGGGUUAAUACGGCACAUGAUCUGUUCUAUCGAUACGGAUUCGAUGAAAAGGCCGGUAAUUUCCAACAAGACAACCUCGGUCGUGGUCGUCCUGGUGACGACUGUGCCGGUGAUGCUGUCAUUGCAAACGCACAAGAUGGCUCAGGACGGAAUAAUGCCAAUUUCGCUACACCACCUGACGGUCGUCAUGGCAAAAUGCGCAUGUACGUGUGGGACCAAACGAAGCCUAUGCGCGAUGGCGACUUUGAAUCGGGCAUUGUCAUUCACGAAUACACACACGGCGUCUCUAAUCGGUUGACCGAUAGUCCUAAAGACGUCAACUGCUUGGGUUGGGGCGAAGCCGGCGGUAUGGGCGAAGGCUGGGGUGACUUUGUUGCGACAAUCAUCCGGAUGACCGUCAAUGAUACACGUGAGUCUGAUUUCGGUAUGGGUGAUUGGGCCAAUGGUGGCGAUGGUAUCCGCAAAUACAAGUACUCGACCAGCAAAAAAACCAAUCCAAGCACAUACAAGAUUAUGGACGGAUUUGAAUACUGGGGCGUACAUGCCAAGGGCGAGGUCUGGGCAGAGAUGCUAUAUGAAGUAUACUGGAACUUGGUCGAUAAGCACGGCUUUACGACCGAAUGGUUCCCUCCAACGCCGGACAAGAACGGCGAUCUGAGAAAGGCUCGUGAACAUAUCCUUUCGCAUGGAAACACACUGGCAUUGAAGCUUGUAAUCGAGGGCAUGAUGCAUCAGCCGUGCAACCCUUCCUUUGUCGAUGCGCGUGACGCUAUCUUGCUCGCUGAUAAGCAUCUGACUGGCGGCGAAAAUCUCUGCCCUAUUUAUCAAGCAUUUGCCAAGCGUGGUCUCGGUUUUGAGGCCGGUUUGUUCAAGGAAGGCCCCUGGCUUGAGCGACGAGAAGAAAGCUUCAUCGUCGAGCCUGGUGUGUGCAAUGACGACGAGUCAGAGCAAUAUAACUAUUAUUAG